GGCCAUCUCAGUCGGGCCAACGCCACGGAUGGGCCAGGUUAAAUAUUGUCCAGAUAUGAAUAUGUAGCCGACCUCGAACGUAGUGCUCCAUCUGUUGCCCAUCACUCAUCAUGGUUUCCAUCGAGCGCAUUCCCGUCGUGAUCAUCGGUGGAGGGAUUGGCGGACUCACCCUCGGCGCUCUUCUACGCCGCCUCGAAAUUCCCUUCGUCAUCCUCGAGCGAGCCCCGGUCGUGACUCCCCAGGGAGCCGGAAUCUCCCUCGCUCCGAACUGCUUGCGCGCGUUGGAGCAGCUGGGUCUCUUGCCGGCCAUCCGAGCCAACUCGCAAGAGCUCAUCGGAAUUCGAGUGUACCGGGAAAAGGAUUGCUGGGGCACUAUUGACUUUGGACUUGCGAAACGCUGGUUCGGAUACAAUGUUCACUCGAUCGAGCGACACGAGUUCCACCGAUAUUUGUAUGAGGCAGCCGGCGGCGCGGAGACGGUGCGAUUUGGAUGGAAUGUGGCGGACAUCGUGGACGACGAGAACAGGCAGACCCCGGUGCGCGUGGUCAGCGACGACGGACGCACAAUCCACGCCGACGUGGUCGCUGGUGCCGAUGGGAUUCGGAGCGCAACUCGCCGCAUCCUUGCAAGCUCUGGCGGCGUCAAAGCCGAGAACACUAUUCAGUUCACAGGCCGAGUUCAUAUGUCGGGAUACACAAAGCCACUGGAGCAUCUGACGUCGAACGACCUCGGCAUGGGACACUGGAUGUUAUACGAUGACAGCAUCUUAACGACAUGGCCUUGUAAAGACAAUCGACAAUGGUUCAUCGGGGUCAAGCGAGCCGAGCUGGCGCCAGGAGAGACCCCAGAUCGCUCGGUCUGGAAAGGAGCGACUGCUGAGACCGUGAACGAAGUGUACGGAGAACAAUUUCACCCAUUUGGCCGUGACUCGACGGUGAAGUCCAUUGUGGACGAAGCGGAGCGAGUAAUCGCCAGCAAUGUAUUUGCGGAAGUCGACUUCCCACACAUGGCCAAAGGACGGGUUGCGUUGUUGGGGGAUGCGGCGCAUUCUAUGACCUCCUUCUUUGGCCAGGGAGCCUGUCAAGCGAUAGAAGACGCCACCGUUCUCGCCGACUCGAUCGCCGACUUUCUUGAGGGCGACUCCGGUGCCCUGCAGUCUUAUUCUCGUCUUCGGGAGCGACGCGCUCAGGAUGUGGCCUCGUUUUCCGCACGAUACGCCCAGGUGCACACGGCAAAACUGCCACUCGGCAUGGGGAAGAUGGUACGCUCGUUUAUCUACCAGUGGGUGCCGAGUAGUGCGUGGAUGUGGUAUCUGGGAUGGCUAUACGGACACCAGCCGGUGUCGAAAAGGCUGGAACUAAUUCAACGAGCAGACCCGUGGGAUAAGAAGAGGAUUUAGUGAACAGAGCAAUUGGAGGGGAGUUGAAGGGCAAGGGCAAGAGGGAGCGACCGAGAAGUACACGAUAUGGAUUUUAUAUAACUUGCGCAUUCUAUGACUAUGCUAUUGGCCCGUUAAGAAUUCUCAU
Messenger RNA from Aspergillus steynii IBT 23096, 1527 nucleotides. RefSeq names its product FAD-dependent oxidoreductase. The record is from RefSeq and is a predicted model, not a curated record. NCBI's taxonomy places the organism in Eukaryota, Fungi, Ascomycota, Eurotiomycetes, Eurotiales, Aspergillaceae. Gene Ontology annotation, molecular function: monooxygenase activity; FAD binding. The transcript has 6 exons. The coding region runs from base 111 to 1400 and encodes 429 amino acids.